Messenger RNA from Rangifer tarandus platyrhynchus (Svalbard reindeer), 258 nucleotides. The record is from the annotation of a GenBank genome assembly. NCBI's taxonomy places the organism in Eukaryota, Metazoa, Chordata, Mammalia, Artiodactyla, Cervidae.
AUGAACAAGCAACCCAUCGCCAGGGACUACGCUGGACAGCUGGACGCCUGGACAGCAAAGAUUCGGCCUGUUCCUGCCCCUCACUCUGCACAGACCUCAGCUCAUGGGUCAUCUUACGAGAGAGGCUGUCCUUCCCCCCUCCUGGCCCAGCCCCUUUGGCUGCUCGUCACAGCACCUUCCCCACCUCACGUUUUAGGUGUUUACUUGUGGACGGCUGUACUGCCCGUGGGGACUGAGAGCUCCGCGGUGCAGCGAUGA